Messenger RNA from Acaulospora colombiana, 660 nucleotides. The record is from the annotation of a GenBank genome assembly. Lineage: Eukaryota; Fungi; Glomeromycota; Glomeromycetes; Diversisporales; Acaulosporaceae.
AUGAAUAAAAUUUCUUCCAAAUUAAAACCUAAUAAGUCCACUCACCCAUCACCACAGAAUGGACCGGAAAUAGUAGUAUUCGACGAAGCACAACAAAAAGCACAGAAUUCAUCGUUCGAUAUUCGCGAACGAAAGUCUUUUAUGUCUUCGAAAAUUUCAAAAUUGAAGGAUAAACCUGCAUCGAAGCCACCAAAGGACGACGAAGAGGCUAGAGAGGAGGAGUUGAAUAGAAAGAAUGACAAGGAGCUCGAAGAACUGUUAAAAACCACAAAAAUUUUGGAAUUAUAUGCUGCCGAACAUUUAACCGGUAAACAGCGUAGGAAGUAUAAUGACAGUAAAAUAGUUGAUUUAGGGGCAAAGAUACCGACACCCAUUUCAUUAGGCAUGCAAGCGAAACGUCAGGAGCGAGAAAAGAAAGAGCUUGAAGAGGCAAAAAACCUUGGACUAUAUCACCGAUCCAUUAAGCAUAAAUGGGCAGCAUCAUCAUCUGCCAAGCAGAAGAGUCGAUCCAAACGAGACAGAGGUAUUAGAAUGGGCAUUGGAAAGAUUAAAGGUGGCAUGUUGACAUUGAGCUCAAAUGAUGUUAAGAGAGUUCAAAGCAGUGGUAAAAUAAAAAAGAGACGCAAAGGUGGGAUUAAAAAAAUAACGGGAAAAUUCUAA